AUGACACUGAACUUUUGGAAUAGUACCCCUUCUACACCUACGCCUCCCAGAAAGCAACAACAAUCAACCUCAAAUAAUGGAAGCAUGAUUCAACUUUGGCAGUUCCUCCUGAAUGAACUCAACGACCCUACGGCCCGAAAUUAUAUUAACUGGACGGGUGUAGAAGGAGAAUUCAAGUUGAAAGAUCCCUCAGAGGUCGCACGACGUUGGGGUCUGAAGAAGAAUAAGCCCAAAAUGAACUACGAAAAACUAAGUCGCGGUCUUAGAUAUUACUACGAUAAGAAUAUUCUCAGAAAAGUUACGGGAAAGCGAUAUGUUUACUGCUUUACCAAUAAUAUUAUGAGAAAUCUCACAGGACGAUUCCGAGAACCUACAUCUAGUAAUACAAGUUAA
Molecule: messenger RNA, 393 nt
Organism: Rodentolepis nana
Lineage: Eukaryota; Metazoa; Platyhelminthes; Cestoda; Cyclophyllidea; Hymenolepididae
Source: the annotation of a GenBank genome assembly